This is a messenger RNA of Vanessa atalanta (red admiral), 3706 nucleotides long. RefSeq names its product WD repeat-containing protein 20. The transcript is spliced from 4 exons. The record is from RefSeq and is a predicted model, not a curated record. Bases 233 to 1981 code for a protein of 582 amino acids. NCBI's taxonomy places the organism in Eukaryota, Metazoa, Arthropoda, Insecta, Lepidoptera, Nymphalidae. Gene Ontology annotation, molecular function: protein binding.
CUGACUUCAUAAGUUGCAUACACAAGAAUAUCUAAUUUGUUUCGACAUUUGAUAAUUAAAACACACUAUAAGUUAUUUAUUGUCCGACUACCUGAUGACUUGAUCGGACUGAAUACUUAUGAGCUAUGGAAUUGGUAUACAAGCGGUUAAAAUCGUGUGCGGGUUGAGGUGUCAACUGAUAUUAAUCGGGCUUCCCAGGCGGUCUCAAUGAAUAAUAACAGGAUAUGAUAACAUGGCCGUACAAUCUGACUCUGGCGGGAAGGACGACGUGAAGACACAGUUCGUGACUCGAGAGGGGACGUAUCGAUUGAUGACAUUGUCUGAGUAUUCGAGACCAAAUCGUGUGGGGUAUACUAGCGGGUCAGGUUCGACCCAUGUGCGCGUAUCGCUGGUUUCCCUGCCCCCGGGUACGGGAGGCGGAGCUCCUGGAUCGGACGGACAAGGCUCCGAUGACAGAAUAUGCUUUAAUCACGGCAAAGAGCUCUAUGUUUAUGUGUAUAGAGGAGUUAAGAAGGCUGCAGAUCUCACUAAACCGGUGGACAAGAAGAUGUACAAAGGUACGAACCCAACUUGCCACGACUUCAACACAAUUACUAUGACACCUGAGAGUGUAUCUUUAGUCAUAGGAUUUUCAACUGGCCAAAUUCAACUCAUAGAUCCAAUUAAGAAGGAAUUAAGUAAAUUGUACAAUGAAGAGAGGUUGAUAGACAAGACUCGAGUGACCUGCAUUAAAUGGGUACCGGGUUCUAGUAACCUUUUCAUCAGUGCCCAUGCAUCUGGUCAGCUUUAUGUUUACAACGAGGAACUCACCUGUGGCACCACGUCACCCCAUUACCAGCUUUUUAAACAGGGAGAGAGUUAUUCUAUUCAUACGUGUAGAACUAAAUCAACUAGAAAUCCUCUCUAUAGGUGGGUAAUAGGUGCGGAAGGCAGCUGUAUUAACGAAUUCUCGUUUUCGCCAUGCGGGACAAAUCUAGCAGUGGUGUCGCAGGACGGUUUCUUGAGAGUGUUUCACUAUGAUACUAUGGAGUUGAUCGGACGGGCGAGAUCGUAUUUUGGUGGAUUUUUGUGCGUGUGUUGGUCCCCAGACGGGAAGUAUGUUGUGGUGGGAGGGGAGGACGAUUUAGUGACCGUGUGGUCAUUCAGUGAGAGAAGAGUGGUCGCUCGAGGACAGGGACAUCGGUCUUGGGUUUCGGUGGUCGCGUUCGACCCGUACGUGGUCAGCUUCGCGGACCCCGAGCACGAGGUCGAGGAGGACAAGAAGAGCGAAAGUGUGCAGUGUUAUAGGUUAGGUAGCGUAUCGCAGGACACGCAGCUGUGUCUGUGGGACCUCACGGAGGACGUUCUCAGGCCGCCGGUACGGGUGCGGGCCUCCGCCCACCUCUCCCCGAACAGCCAGGGUUUCUCCCCGAACGGCGUCCCGGGCACGAAGGCCCCCGCCAAGUGCACCAAGACGAACAAGAUCGGGCACAAGCACGCCGAGCUGAGCGGCGUGACCGCGGCCGGCGAGCCGUCCGGCGCGAAGCCGGCCGCCAAGGGGAAGGCGAACAACGUGGCCACGCUCAACAUCAGCGUCGGCAAGGCCAAGGAGGAGAGCUCCGGCUCGCUCGGCGCCAACUUCACGCAGCGGCUGGCCGGCUUUUCGUUCGGCGAGCGGCGCUCGGAGCACCGGCGCAACUUCAGCCUGGCGCGGCCGGCCGAGAAGGCGGGCGCGGGCGUGGCGCUGCGGCGCGCGGACGGGCACGACCCGCUGCGGCUCAUCGGCACGCCGUCGUGCCCGCGCUUCGACGAGUGCCCCGUGCUGGAGCCGCUGGUGUGCAAGAAGGUGGCGCACGAGCGGCUGACGGCGCUGCUGUUCCGCGCCGAGUACCUGGUGACGGCGUGCGCGGACGGCUGCGUCAACACGUGGGCGCGGCCGGCGCGCGCGCACAACGGCGACGCGCGGCGCCGCGACCGCGAGCGCCUCGACCUCGUGGACUAGGCCGUGGCCCUCGCUGCUUGUGAAUAUGGUACGAAACAUUCUGCAUGUCUUAAAUUAUUAGUAUAUAUUGGAUGCGAAACGAUUUUUCUUUAGUUGUUGUGAUUCGUUUGAUUCGAUUCGAUAUAUGAAGAAGUGAACGCGUGUAGAUCGAAGUUGUUUUAUAAUAUCAUUUUGACGUCGUAGCUACGUAGAUAUUAUGGGUACGAAUAGUUCCAGAAAAUGUUCUUAAUAAUUUGUAUUGAAACAUCAGAUUACUGACAAAACGUUUUUUUUAAAUAAACUCGACUUUUAAAAUGGCAGCUAAAUUAAAAUCAUCAAAUUAUAUUAUAACUCACAGUAUCAUUUUUUUUGGCAACUGUACUUGUGAUACAAUGUUGACAGUGUGUGAAAUUAUGUAAUAUUCCAAUUAGACAGUUACAGUGUAUGUUAAUGCACUGGGGUUUUGCUGAAUUUUUGACUCUAUAUAAAUGUUUGACUUAUUUACUUAGAGGCUUUUAAUUGUGCCAAUAAGCUUCCCUAACUAUGUUAGAUCGUUGAAAUACUCUAGUUCCACACUUACCUUUGAUUACAUUGGUUCCACUGAUAUACAUUUUUAACCUUUUUCUUUUAUAAAUAGAAUUUAGUAAAAUCAAUGUCACUAUCGCGAAUAUUUUGUUUUGUAUGUUGUGAUUAUGCAAAAUAAAAUAAAUUAAAAAUUUCGUUUCUCGAAUCUGAUCUGAUUUGAGCCUCUUCCCUAUCCUUGUAAUUUAUUCACGCCAAAUGUACCAUAAUUUACAAUAUUCAGCGAAAGUCCAGUGUUGGCAGUUCUGAAAAUGAUGUCAAAUAUUUUAUAUAUGGCAAUAGUAUUGUGAUUCUAUUGUAAAGACGAGUUGUACAUACCUUAAUAUUCUAAGACAUUUUCCUUUCGGCUCACAUGUAAAUAUAGCAUGUAGGUUGUUUACUAGCAAUCAAAGAUUGCGUGUUUAUUAUAAUUCAGACUUAAAUUAAUUUUUAAUUGAUCUGUUUUAAAAUUAUCUAAAUUAAAUCGAAAUUAAUUCAUAAAAAAAGAAUGUAUGCACCGCGAGCUUUUCGAUUUCGAAAAAAAAUAUUUAUUUAAUUUUAAUUCAAUUUAAAUGUUGUUGAAAAUAAUCGACUCGUCUCAGAGACUUUGUUGUUAUGGAUAUUUAAUUAUAAUUGUUGAUGUAUCGUUCGUAAGAUUAAUUGUGGCGUAUCCUCGCAGCGCUCGUAACAAAUAAGCGAUUGUUUGUUUUAUCGGUUUCAUAGAGUAAUUUACAAUUAGUCACAAUUUUAUUUAUAAUACAGCCUAUCUUUUCGCAUAACUUUUAAAUUAAUUUUCUUUAGACAACAAGCGCGGUUCCCAGUUUCUAGUAGGUAGUCAAUAAUCGAACGCGUGACCCCAACGAUCACUUUCAUUGUAAAUAAAACAACAAUUAGGUAAUAAACUAAAUCUUCGAAUUUUCAGCUGUAAAUCUUGACAAGUUUCAUAAUUAUUAUAAUUAAUCUUAUGUCAAUAUUUAUAAUUUUAUAAUAAUCAAAUUUUAAAAAUCAAGCAAAAAAAAAAAUUUGUUUAAAGAUAUAUUGUUUUUCUUUUUAGAAUAUUCCUUUAACAAGUAACACUUACACAGUAAUUUUGCUGUCGAAUGGCUGUUUAUAUUUAUGGUCUCAUAAUAUAAAACUAACAUAACUUUUAUUUAUACGAAUGUAAACUCAAAGAAAAGAAAGAUU